AUGUCAAGUUCUGACAGUACCGCAAAAAAGCCCACCACCAGAUCAAAUUCGGAUACUCAAUCACGGCUUGACAACAUUGCCAACACUCUAGCAGAUGCUGGAAACACAAGUGGUGAGUUGAGAGCCAACUUUGCCUCCACCGAUGAAUCAUCCAAAAGCAAGUCACAUUCUGAAGACAAGAAACUACAAUCCUCGCCAUUGUUGUCAUCCACUCCACCAGUUGUGUCGAAAGCUCUUGUCAGAGCAUACCCGUAUUUAUUAAUUAUAAAUAAAUUACUAGCAAUUGCCACUUGGACUAAUGAGGAUUACUGGGUAAAUAUUGUUCUCGUGAGUUUAUAUGCUUUUGCAGUGUUGUAUUUUGAAAACUUGGUGACAUGGUUUGGUCACUUGAUAAUUGUGGGUGUAAUUACGUUGUUUGCAUUGUUGAAUGAAAAGAUUAUUGAGGAAACAAAAGUGAGUCCCACAUUGGAUGAUGUGGUUCAUGCAUUGACUGCAACUUGUAUCAAGGCAGAUAUGUUGAUAUUUCCCAUCACUUCGUUAUCAUUGACUGCUUAUGAUAUCAAGAGACUUUUGUUUACAACAUUGUUCCUUACUCCUAUUUACUUGAUAAUCACAUUCUUAUUGAUCAAGCCUCGUAUCGUAUUGUUGUUUACGGGGUUAUUUUUGCUUACUUACCACUCAUCCUAUUCUGUCGUGAUUAGGAGAAUAGUCUGGAAGAUCAAAGCUGCUAGAGUCAUUUCCUUUUAUUUGACAGGAUUGGAUUUAUCACAGUCGAGGAAGAACUCGUUAUUUGCAGCUGCAUUUGCCAAGGUACAAAAGAACGAGAAUGUCGAUAACCCAUCAAACAAACCUGUUCGAUUUACCUACGUCAUUUAUGAGAACCAAAGAAGAUGGCUUGGAAUUGGUUGGACGUCAAACUUGUUAUCUUAUGAAAGAACGCCUUGGACUGAUGAGUUUUUGAACGAAAGCAGCUCAAUCGAUACGUUCAAACUUCCAAAUGCUGCAACUGAUGAUACAAACUUGUCGAGCGACCCCAAUUUACAAGGAGCAACUUGGAGGUGGGUAGACAAGACUUGGAGAUUGGAUUUGACUAAUGAUGGGGCCAUAACUUUGCCAAGUUCCAAGCGAUCAAAGACAACAGCCAAUCCUUCAACGGAUGAGGGGUACAUUUACUACGAUAAUGUAUGGAAGAAGCCAUCUACCGAAGACACAUUUUCCAAAUAUACAAGAAGAAGGAGAUGGAUAAGAACUGCGGAGUUGAUCUACAGCAACAAUACCAACACCAAUACUAACACCAAAGCAUCCACAAUUGAGGAGAAUUUGGAAACCAUAACUGAUUCGGUCAAGUCCACUGGGGUAGAUACACAAGCUACAAGUCCUUCGAGAACUAAGAAUUUGAGAUUUGCUGAGGAACCAGAGUCAAAAGAAACCAAUGCAAGUGAAGCAGUAGAAGUUACUGAUAAGAAGAGUAUAUAG
Molecule: messenger RNA, 1476 nt
Organism: Lodderomyces parapsilosis
Lineage: Eukaryota; Fungi; Ascomycota; Pichiomycetes; Serinales; Debaryomycetaceae
Product: peroxisome biogenesis protein
Exons: 1
Coding region: 1-1476 (491 amino acids)
Biological process (GO): peroxisome organization
Cellular component (GO): peroxisomal membrane
Source: RefSeq, a predicted model, not a curated record